GUGGCCUAUACAUAUUUUAUUCACAUGAAUUUAGUUAGUAUUCCAGCCAGACUGUUCAUCUAGACUGAGGCUAAUCCAUAUUUCCUAUAAACUGUUUUGGAACUAACUUACCUCUCCUAAAAAAAUUUCUGCAGCCUAAUGAAUGUCAUAUGACAAAGUAGUCCUAGAGGGGAAAUCCUAUACUGUGUGCUUCAUAGUGAUAUUUCUAUUGAUAACUUUUGUGGGAAAGCAGCCUCAUUAUAGCUGGAUCCUAGAUUAGUCCAGUGAAUUUUAAUAAGAAAUUACACUGUUGUAAACUCACCUCUUAGGCAUUGGUCAGUGAUGAGAUAUAUAUAUAGAUAGAUAGAUAGAUAGAUAGAUAGAUAGAUAGAUAGAUAGGUAAAAUUUGUCCAUAUAUAGCCAUUUAUUCAUCAUUGGCCCUGUUUGGCCCAUCCUCAGUGUGGCUGUGACAUUAUUAAUAACUGGUCACUGUCAGAUAAAUCACAUUCUAUUAGGAAACACCCACAUAGGUUAUGCAGAAACAUGCAGAAAUGCCACCUGUCCAUACUUACGUGGCUUUACAUAAACAAAAGACUGUCUUGUCUUUGUGGUGACUGAAUUUACAACAUCCUCCCCUGGAAAUGGAAAAGUACCUAUCUAGGAGAUGUAUGACAAAAGAAAUUAUCAAGCCUGACUUCAUAUAUAUUACGAACAGUCUAAGGGAAGCGUCUUUCUUAGAACAAAGAAGGUCUGCUGAACAGUGGCCACAUUCUGGACUUUCAUGAAAAUCAUGGACCCAGAGUUGGGGUUAAGCCACUUAGAAAAAGCUGUUGAAAACAUCUCAAAAGGCCACUGAACAAUUUUUAAAUUACACUUAACAUGCUAGGUAUCUAGUGCUUUUAGCAAUAUUAUCUAGGUCCCAGCUUCUUUGUGUCCUUCCCCCUUGCGAUCCUCUUUUUUUUUUUUUUUUGCUUUUUAAAAAAUAGUGACAGAGUCUUGCUGUAUGGCCCAGGCUGGUCUCCAACUCCUAGGCUCAAGCCAUCCUCCCACCUCGGUCUCCCAAGGUGCUAGGAUUACAGGCGUGAGCCACCCCACCCGGCCUAGGAUCCAUGUUUGCUUUUUAUCGUUAGGUUUUUUUUUUCUCAAUGAGUACAAUAUGACUUCUUGUUGUAACAGACAUUUUAAUCCCUAGGAAAGGCUGGAAGUAGAGAGCAAAAGGCUUUCUUUCAACUCAGUCUUUUAUUUGGGAAUCAAAUCUUUCCCAAAAAUCUCUAGCAGAUUUCUUCUUACAUCUCAUUAGAAAGUACCAGUUUACAAGGGAGCCUGGGAAAGCUUGGCAAAGGAGAAUAGGGUUAGCAUUGCCUAGGUAGGGCACAUUGCCUCCACUGAAGAAAUCAGGGCUUUUUUUUUUUUUUUUUUUUUUUUGAGACAGAGUCUCACUCUUGUCGCCCAGGCUGGAGUGCAGUGGCAAUCUUGGCGCAUUGCAACCUCUGCCUUCCGAGUUCAAGCAAUUCUCCUGCCUCAGCCUCCUGAGUAGCUGAGACUACAGGCGUGCACCAUCACACUCGGCUAAUUUUUGUAUUUUUAGUAGAGACGGGGUUUCACCAUUGUUGGCCAGGAUGGUCUCGAUCUCUUGAUCUCGUGAUCCUCCCGCCUUGGCCUCCCAAAGUGCUGGGAUUACCACCAUGCCCGACCUUUUUUUUUUUUUUUUUUUUUUGACGGAGUCUCGCUCUCUUGCCCAGGAUGGGGUGCAGUGGCAUGAUCUCGGCUUACUGCAACCUCCACCUCCUAGGUUCAAGCAAUUCUCCUGCCUCAGCCUCCCGAGUAGUGGGGAUUACAGGUGCCCGCCACCAUGCCUGGCUAAUUUUUGUGUUUUUAGUAGAGAUGGGGUUUCACCAUGUUGGCCAGGCUGGUCUUGAACUCCUGACCUCAGAUGAUCCACCUGCCCUGACCUCCGACAGUGCUGGGAUUACAGGCGUAGCCACCGUGCCCGACCAGGGCUCUUUUAGCAAGGAAAACGUGAGGAAUGAAUGGCUAUUGGUGUGCAACAAAUCAUACUUGCUAUGUGUUGUGAAACCUGAAGUUAUUGUUAGUCUGUAUGAAGAAUGUACCCCAGAGAUGCACCCUGUAUCUGCCUUAUGUCUCUUACAAUGGAGGUUCUCUCCUGUUAUAUUGCUGAAUAAACUAUGUGAACUGCUAAAUUGACUGAAGACUAGUUAGUUUAUCACUAACUCUUUAAUGAAGAAUUUCACUAUCCUACAACUGUUCCUAAAAUGUGAAAAUUUACUUUGAGAGAGUGCUUUUGAGAAUAGUAUUAUGAUCAGUAUUAUUGCCCCUAAAUUUUUUAAUUAUUAGAGAAUGCUUAUGUUACAAGGACAUAUACUAAGAAACAGUCUACAAAUGUGAAAAUUUAAAUAUCAGCAAAAUAGAGAAAAGGUUUUUGUUUUUGUUUUAGUCAAUAUCUCCAUUAAAUAGUAAGAUCAGAUUAAAAAGAUUUAUAUCGUUGAUUUCUCAAAUCAAUAACUAAGCAGUACCUGUGAGAGCUUAGGUGGGCGGAUCACGAGGUCAGGAGAUCGAGACCACGGUGAAACCCCGUCUCUACUAAAACUACAAAAAAUUAGCCGGGCGUGGUGGCGGGCGCCUGUAGUCCCAGCUACUCGGAGAGGCUGAGACGGGAGAAUGCCGUGAACCUGGGAGGCGGAGCUUGCAGUGAGCCGAGACUGCGCCACUGCACUCCAGCCUGGGCGACAGAGCGAGACUCCAUCUCAAAAAAAAAAAAAAAAAAAAAAAAAAAAAAUGGAGAUUUCUUGGUCUGCUUUAGAAAUUCUGACUCCUCAGAUUGCUUGUAGGGCCCAGGAAUCUGCAUAUUAUAAAUAACACCUCGUGCCGGGUGCCGUGGCAUGUACCUGUUAUCACGGCUACUUCAGAGGUUGAGGCAGCAGGAUCACUUGAGCCCAGGAGUUCAAGACCAGCCUGGGCAAGAUUAGUGAGACCACUGUCUCUUUCAAAAACAAAAACAACAACAAAAAAGAUAUAAAUAGUACCUUUGGAGAUUCUGAUGCAGGUGCUCUCUAGACCAUACUUUGAGAAAUGCUGUAGUAAUAUGUCCAUAGUGUUUACUUAUCUGGCUUAAAAGGAUAGGAGCAGAGUACUCAUAAUACUGCAAGAUAGUACCAUUUAUUUGGUAAUACUGGCAAUUUAAAAAGAGAUUUCAUGUCAGACUGAAGAUCACUGCUGAUAAUUUAGGUCAUAACUCAGCCACAUUUUUCUCAUUAAUUAAACUAAUCAGGAAUGUUUCAGUCUUCUUCACAGUUUUGUUCGGUGUCUUUAUAAACUAUGUGAAUAUAUGGGCAAGAAAAAUGAAUCAAAAAUGUUAAUUUUAAUAUUAAGAGGGUUACUUUGCCUUCAGACAUCACAUACCUGUUAUAUGAUAAGCUGUCAGAAAUCAACAUCAUGUAGUAGAGCUCAUAAAAUUGAGCAAAGGAGAAAAUUGAGGAAGCCUUUGAACAAAGCUUUUCACCUUAGGUCUUUCUAGUAUGUCUUCAUAUGGCUUAAAAUAUUGCAGGUUAUUCUAGAAUACUCCAUAGUUGAUAUGAAUAAUGAAUUUUAUUAAAAUAUAAAUGCUGUGUUGGUAAAAUUAAUUGUAAUGACAAAUGAUCUGGAGGGUUAUCCAGUGUUUUAAAUAGUGUGAGCUACACUCGUCUCUAUUUUUAUAGCGUGGAAGAGUUGGUAAUAUUGCUUAUAUGUUAUGGUAGCAUUUCUAAAAUGACCAUUAUAACUACUUCCUGUUAUUUUAUGGCAGACCUGGGAAUGAAAAGGUUAAUGGAAACAUGCAAGGGCAGACCGGAAAGAAAAUACAUCCACCAAAGAGGUGGCUGUUGGGGGAUGUGAGUGAGUGAGGCAAGAUUCAUCUCUGAGUUACAGGUGAAGGAAGCCCAGGCAAACAGGAAGGCAGAAAUGAGAUCAUGGAAUCCAAAGAAUAUGUGGCAGUCCACAUGUCAUAGCUGUCUGUAAAAGUGAGAUGAGCCACAGCCCUUUCAUCUCUCCAGUCUCCCUGGCAACCCUGAGUCUCCAUGGAAUUUUGGGGACACAGCUUGAAAAUUGCUUUUUAUAGAGGCAAAAUAAUGGCCUUGCAGCCAGCUGGGUUUGUAUUCUAAUUCUGACACUAUUAAAUGACCUUAGGCAUUUUAACCUCUCUGUAUCUAGUUUCUUCAUCUGUGAAAAAGGUUGUGUAAUAAUACCUACCUCAUACUGUUGUGAGGUUUAAGUGCAAUGACAUAUACCAAACAUAUGGCACAUACCAAAUCUUUAGGACGAGGAAAGAUGUAGGGCAAGAAAGCAAAAGCAGAAGUUAGAACUGGGGAAUAAGGUAGAGUCUUACUUGUUUUGUUUUUUUUUUUUUUUUUUUUUUGAGACGAGUCUCGUUCUGUCACCUAGGCUGGAGUGCAGUGGCGCCAUCAUGGCUCACUGCAGCCUUGACCUACUGGGCUCAAGUGAUCCUCCCACUUCAGCCCCCUAAGUAGCUGUUACUACAGGCUUGCACCACCACGCCCAGCUAAUUUUUUUAUUUUUUUAGAGAUGGAGUAUCGCCAUGUUGCCCAAGCUGGUCUUGAGCUCCUGGCCUCAAGCGAUCCGCUCACCUGGUCCUUCCAAAGUGCUGGGAUUAUAGGCAUGAGCCGCCAUGUCCACCGAGUCUUAGUUUUAGAACAGGGAUUAAAGCCAAUUGUUUGAACUGAUGGCUGAAUUAUUAUAAACUUAUUGGCUGGUGGCUCACUGUAAUUCCAGCACUUUGGGAGGCUGAGGCAGGAGGAUGGCUUGAGCCCAGAAGUUCAAAACAAGCCUGAGCAACAUAGUGAGACUCCCAACUCUACAAAAAAGUUUUAAAAAGAAAAAAAUUAGCUGGAUGUGGUGGUAUGUGCCUGUAGUCCCAGCUACUCAGGAGGCUGAGGUGGGAGGAUCACUUGAGCCUCAGUGAGCUAUGAGCUUGAGGCUGCAGUGAGCUAUGAUGGUACUACUGCCCUCCAGCCUGGGCAACAGAGUGAGGCCCUUUAUCUAAAAACAAAAACAAAAAACUUCUUAAAUCUCUCCUGAUGAAGGACAAGAUUGGUUUGGGGAUGAGGUUGAGCCUGUAGUAUAAGUCAAAUGGUCUUAAGUGUAAAGAUUAAAAGGCCUGGAGGGAUGGAUGACCCAAGGCAGAUUUUUGUCACAAUGUUUAGGCCCAUUUUAUAAUUUUAAUUAUGGUAGAUAUAAUUGCUGUAUGACUUAUAUCACCUGAGACUUUCCACAACACUGAAAUAAACAAAUUCCUGAAGUGGCAGGUCCUUGAAAAGGAAAAAGAAAAGAAAUAGAGAAAAGUAGAAGGAUAUGUACACAUUCACUCAGGUCAUAUAUGCUAGAGUCACAAUUCAAACCUAGAUUUAAGUGUUCCAGGGUCAGGGUGCUUGUGGUAUGCUUAAUACAAUCUUUUUAAAGUGUCAUGGUUAGGUCCCACAGCUAGACUACCUGAGUUCAAAUCCUAACUGCCCUCAGUAGUCACGUGUUCUUGGGUAACGUUCUUAACUUUUCUGUAUCUCAGUUUCUUCAUCUCUAAAAUAGUAGGAAUAUUAAUAGUCUACACCUCAUAAGAUUGUUGUGAAGAUUAAACAAGUUAAUAAAGUGCUGUGAAUGAUGCCUGGCACAAAGAAGGCACUCAAUAAAUAGUAGUUCUUAUGGUUGUUGUAUGCUUUAUAUGUUACUCGUUUUCAUAGCAGGAUUGUAACUACUUGUUUCAGGGCCAAGAUAUCGGUUUCUUUUUGCCCCUAGAGCCUAAAAUGUCAUCAUUCACUAGAAUAAAAUUGUGUUUAAAAAUAAAGAUAUAUAUUUAAUUCUACCCCAACUGUCAUACAUUUGUCAUGAUGGCAUUUAUAUCUAAACUACCAUCCUGGAAUGGCUGAUUCUUUUGUGCUCUUCUUGGCUGCUAAACUUCUAAUUUCCUUCUCCAUUUAAAAAAUGGUCUUAGUACUUCCUGAUACCUACCCUGCCUCCCCUCCCCAGGUUUUCCCCAGGUCACCAUCCCCUCCCCUCUUUUUCACUGGUCCCCAUGGCAAUGCUAGCAGUUUGCAGGAUGGAGUGGAGGAUGGGUAAGGUCCUUUUGCUCUCCCAGCUCUGAUUUUGUUCUCACGAGCAGCUUUUCUGUGUCCUGUCUCUUCCCAGCUGGUUGUGACAAAAUGUCUAGGAGGCCAUGGUGGAAGCGUACUCUGUAAUGUAAGGUCAUUGCAUGUAGGCUCAAAGAGUUUCCAUUACAGGUCUUUCCUUUUGAUACUUAAUUUUUUUACAGAGACUAGUUUAUUUUAUUACUCAUUUAAAAAGGCAGUAACUACAUCAAACAUAUAGAAAAGUGCAGAGAAUAAUAUAGUAAGACCUGUGCCCAGAUCUAAAAUAUAUGAACAUUUUAUCACAUUUACCUCAGAUGUUUUUAUUUUUUUAAGGAAACUUUAUGUGUACAGUUUACACCUUCUCUUAUUCCUUGCAGAAGCAAGCACUAAAUGGAAGUUGAUAUGUAUCCUUUCCAUUUAUGUAUUUAUGUUUUGUCAUAAAUUUAUAUAUGUUAAUAAUGCUGUACAUUAUUCUCUGUACAUGUACAUGCUGUAUAUAUCACUCUGUAGUGACAAAAAAUGGAAUACUUUCAAAUCUUCAUUAGUAUCAAAUAUAUAUACAUACACAAACAUAUAUAUGUAUGUACAUAUAUUUAUUUUGUUUGCUUUUUUCCCCCGAGACAGGGUCACUCAGGCUGGAUUGCAGUGGUGUGAUCUUAGCUCUCUGCAGCCUUGAACUCCUGGGCUCAAGGGAUCGUCCUCCUUAGCCUCCUGAGUAGCUGGGAUUACAGUCACUGUAUAUAUGCCUUAUUUCCUGGGUCCACGGGAAGCAUGAGUCUGUUGGGACUUGGGACAAGAAGAAAACAAGACAUCUUCACAAGGAAAACCAAGUACUAAAAAAAGUAUCCUCCCAACUCUGAAGAGAUAGAACACAAACAUGGCCGACAGUGGACUCAGGGAACCUCAAGAGGACUCUCAAAAGGAUUUGGAAAAUGAUCCAUCAAUAAAUUCUCAGGCGCAGGAGACCACAAUCAUAGCAAGUAAUGCCAAAGAAGCUCAGAUCCUGCACUCUGCCUGUGGUCUUAGCAAAGACCACCAAGGGAUAGAGACAAUAGGUCCAGAAAGUGCAGAUACAGGUGAUAAAUCAGAAAGUCCAGAUGAAGCAAAUGUGGGGAAACAUCCAAAGGAUAAAAUAGAAGAUGAGAACAAGCAGAGUUUUCUGGAUGGCGGAAAAGGGCAUCACCUCCCUUCAGAAAAUGUGGGUGAAGAACCCUUGGAUCCAGAUCCCAGCCAUUCUCCAAGUGACAAGGUAGGAAGAGCAGAUGCACACUUAGGGAGCAGCUCUGUGGCCCUCCCUAAGGAGGCGAGUGAUGGAACUGGAGCAUCUCAGGAACCACCUGCUACAGACUCCCAGGAGGCCCAGAGUCCUGGUCAUUCCAGUGCAGGGCAAGAGGGUGAGGAUACACUGAGGAGGCGACUGCUGGCCCCAGAGGCUGGAAGUCAUCCACAACAAACACAAAAGUUGGAAGAAAUUAAAGAGAAUGCACAGGACACCAUGAGACAGAUUAAUGAAAAGAGUUUUUGGAGCCAUGGCCCUAUCUUUCUUUUCUUCCUGGUUGUGGUUGUUGUGGCUGUUGUGGCAAGUUCUGUGAAUAGCUACUAUUCCUCUCCAGCCCAGCAAGUGCCCAAAAAUCCAGCUUUGGAGGCCUUUUUGGCCCAGUUUAGCCAAUUGAAAGAUAAAUUUCCAGGCCAGAGUUCCUUCCUGUGGCAGAGAGGACGGAAGUUUCUCCAGAAGCACCUCAAUGCUUCCAACCCCACUGAGCCAGCCACCAUCAUAUUUACAGCAGCUCGGGAGGGAAGAGAGACCCUGAAGUGCCUGAGCCACCAUGUUGCAGAUGCCUACACCUCUUCCCAGAAAGUCUCUCCCAUUCAGAUUGAUGGGGCUGGAAGGACCUGGCAGGACAGUGACACGGUCAAGCUGUUGGUUGACCUGGAGCUGAGCUAUGGGUUUGAGAAUGGCCAGAAGGCUGCUGUGGUACACCACUUCGAAUCCUUCCCUGCUGGCUCCACUUUGAUCUUCUACAAGUAUUGUGAUCAUGAGAAUGCUGCCUUUAAAGAUGUAGCCCUGGUCCUGACUGUUCUGCUAGAGGAGGAAACAUUAGAAGCAAGUGUAGGCCCAAGGGAAACUGAAGAAAAAGUGAGAGACUUACUCUGGGCCAAGUUUACCAACUCUGACACUCCCAGCUCCUUCAACCACAUGGACUCAGACAAAUUGAGUGGGCUGUGGAGCAGAAUUUCACACCUGGUACUGCCAGUCCAGCCAGUGAAGAGCAUAGAAGAACAGGGGUGCCUUUUCUAAAGCUAAGCACACAGUUGAUUACAGAAGGUAUAUGUUUAUGAAAAAGUUUGUUUAAAGCCUUCCAUUUAUAUGGAAGGAGGUUGAUAAAAUAGGUUGAGGAAAUAGCCUGAAAAACAAAGAUGAGCUUAUUUUAGAAACAAGUUUUUAUUUUUUAUUCCUUGUAAAAUCUUUCUAAUCUAAGCCUUGACAAAGCUAAAAAUUAACCUGACUUUUUUUCUUUGGACCAAAUCAGGUUUGAAAUAUGGAUGAUAUAUAUGAGAAUUUUUUUUUAAAUUCUAAAAUAUAGCAACACUGCACAGGAAGAUACUCUUACUUCUUAGAGUAACUACAGAGUGAUUUUUUUUUUCUUGAGUGAGACUCUGAAGAGCCUUUUCAAUAGUGUUUGGACUUGGACUAAAGCAGUUAGAAUUAUGAAGCAAUGAUAACCUUUAGAAAAUUUUUCUGUCACAUGUUGAAUAUUUUCAAACCUCACUUUAAUAAUCUAAAGUUACGGGAUUAUAUCAUAUUAGUUUUGCAGUUUUGAGUAGUAUGAUAAAAGACAUAAGAAUUCAAACCAUUAAGUACCUACCUAAAUACUACAUGUAAGGCACUGUGCUUUUAUUCCAUUCAGCUGAGGUAUAAGCAGCUGUACUCAAACGUUCUUAAAAAUGAGAACCAAUGGGGAAAUUGUUUAUAAUCAUUGGAAAUGAAGAAAUUCCAAUUGGCUAUAUCUUUACUUCAGCUUUUCUUGAACGAUUUACAGCAGUGAUUGUCAAACUGUGUCUACUGGCACCGUUCCCCUUGGUAUCAGAGCAGUUCUGCUUUUAACUGUUUUAUAUGUUGGGGUUCUCUGAGAUUUCACUGGAACAAAGAGUUUCACUGAUAUUCGAGUUUGAACACCAUUGAUUAAGUGAAAAAACAUCUUAGAAGAUAGGAAAUAUGUUUAAAAAAUGAAUGUAUUGAAUCUUAUGAGUAGGAAGAUGAAAUACAGGUUUAUUGUAUAGAUACAUUAUUUAUGAAGGAUAAAGAUCUAUACAUGAACAGCAGAAUGUAUAAGCUAGCAUUUACUAGCAUGUCUCUGAUGCUUUUGUUCAUUUCCGUUAAUUGUCAUUUCUGUCCCCUCUGCAUGGAAUUUUAUACUUGUCUAGGGUAAGAGUUUGUAGACUCUUUCAGCAGAACAGAUUUUAAUAACCAAUUUAUUUGUUUUAUUUUAAAAAUUUAUUUUUGAAUAACCAAUUUAAUAGUAAUUUUAUAUGAACACUUGGCAUAACUUUACCAAACAGUUUAUUUCUGUGCAGUGAUGGAACAUUAUGUAAUGCAGCUCAUUCCUUGACCAACUAGUUAUAGAAGUACCAUUAGAUUAAAAAUUAGAGAAAUCCAAGAGAUGUUAUACUUAGUGAGAGGAAGCAGAAAUGGUGGGUAGAUACUCAGAGGUUUUGAUGUUCAGUACUGACUGUUGGACCAUGUUCUGUGAUUAUAAGAAAGAUUGAAAACAGUUUGUAUGGAGAUAGUAGUUGAUUAGCAUUUGAGCUCUGAAAGCAGAACUCUAGUAAAAUGAUCUCGACCUAACAAAGGGUCUGUUCCAUUAUAUAGACUAUUACCAUAAUCCUGGAUUGUUUCAACUGGGUUUUGGCCUCUCGUUAUAUGAGAUCAUAUGUAUCUAUCUAAGAAGUCUGAUUAAAGUAUGGAAAGAUUUUAGGAAACACUAAGAAGAUACAGGGAUCUUCAUUGAUACCUGAAAAGAUUACAAUUGAGUAAUUGCUCAAUUUGAGUGUAGGGGCUUACCUGAAGGAAGAAUUUGCAUUUGGGACUUCAAAGGAAUCUUCCAAGAGAUUUGGGAAAAGACCUGAACAAAAAGUUAAAGCAUGCUGAAUGUAAUAUCCCUGUCAAUCCAGUAUAAAAGCAGAGGAAAUUGAAGGAAAAUCUGUAUACCAUAUGCACAAUUUUUCUGUCGUUUUAGAUCUUAGAUGCUAGCGUUACAUCCACAAAACCAGUGUUGCCUUGUAUAACUAUUAUAUUGGCCUGCUGACCUGUGCUACCUCAGAUCUGUAAAGGAACCAGUAUGACGCAUAUUCUUGUUUCUUCAUUUAGUUGAAUAUGGUUUUUCAUCAUUUCCUUUCAAAAUAAUUUAGAAAAAUAAAUUUCUAAAGUCAUAAUUUUUUUUAUUUAGCCUUUUUAAAAACAUUUUUCCUUCCAUGUAUAGUGCAGUCAAUUGAGAGUGUUGUCAGUUUUCUGUCCACUAUUUCAAAAGUCUUUUUUUUUGAAAUGGAGUCUCACUCUGAUUCCCAGGCUGGAGUGCAGUGGCUUGAUCAUAGCUCACUGUAGCUUUAAACUCCUGGGCUCAAGCAGUCCUCCCACCUUAGCCUUCUGAGUAGCUGGGACUACAAGUGCAGACUACCACACCACUCUACCACACUAUUUUUUAUAGAGACAGGGUCUUACUGGGUUGCCCAAGCUGGUCUUGAACUCCUGGCCUUAAGUGAUCCUCCCACCUCAGCCUCCCAAAGUGUUUGGAUUACAGAUGUGACCCAAUGCACCCAACCAAACUGUUUUUUUUUUUUUUUUUUUUUUUUUUUUUUUUUUUUUUUUGAGAGAAGGUCUUGCUCUGUCACCCAGGCUGAAAUGCAGUGCAGUGGCGCAAUCUCACUUCACUGUAACCUGCGCCUCCUGGGUUCAAGUGAUUCUUGUGCCUCAGCCUCCCAAGUAGCUGGGAUUACAGGCACGCACCACAAUGCCCAGCUAAUUUUUGUAUUUUUAAUAGAGAUGAGGUUUUGCUAUAUUGUCCAGGUUGGUUUCAAACUCCUGGCCUCAAUUGAUCCGCCUGCCUUGGUCUUUCAAAGUGCUAGGAUUAUAGGCGUGAGCCACCGCACCUGGCCUCAAAAAUCAUUUUUAAAAGAAGCAGUAUAUUAGCUCUGGGUCUUCUCAUGACUAAAAUGACUAUUUUUAAACAUAAGACUAUAUUUUAUAAAUGUACAGAUAAUUCAAAUCUAUUAUCUAAUGUAUUUUCUUAGAUUAAUUUCUAUUUGUUCUAUACUUUUUUUUUUUUUUUUUUGAGAUGGAGUCUUGCUCUGUCGCCCAGGUUGGAGUGCAGUGGUGCAAUCUCAGCUCACUGCUCCGCCUCCUGGGUUCAUGCCAUUCUCCUGCCUUGGCCUUCCAAGUAGCUGGGACUACAGGUGCCCGCCACGACGCCUGGCUAAUUUUUUUUUUAAAUAAUUUUAGUAGAGACAGGGUUUCAACAUGUUAGCCAGGAUGGUCUCGAUCUCCUGACCUCGUGAUCCGCCCGCUUUGGCCUCCCAAAGUGUUGGGAUUACAGGCGUGAGCCACCGCGCCUGGCCUAUUUACAUUUUUUAAGGUUUCAGAUUUUCUUUUGUGUGUCUAGUAAUUCAUCUUUUAUUGUCAUAGAUAAUUUGCUUAUUUGACUUAGAAAAAUGAUUUGUGGGCAUACAAUAUCAUACAUACCUAAACACUGCCAUUUAGUUACUCUUACAGAACAACUUUCAUUACACUGUAUAUUAAUAUAAAUUACUUCUUGAGUAAUCCCAGAAUUGUAGAACCAGUUGGUGGAAUCAGAAACUGUCUUUGGACUUGAGGUUUUUCUUCCCUUAGGGUAAAUUUUAGGUUUUCUGGUUAGUUUCCAGGAGUUGGCAGAGAAGUUCAUAUCACUAAAGGUGUUCAUAUCACUAAAAUAGUAAUGCUAAUUUGUUUCAUAUUUCUACUUUAAAAAGCAAUCAAUAAAGAAAUUUCAAUACAUUUCAUUUGGAAGCCCCCAAGUUUAUGGUGGUUAGUGAGGCUCAGCAUGCUGGUAACCCACCAUUCUCUCAGCUAAUGACUCCACUAAGUAGUGCUAGCCGCUGAGAUGGUUUUGACCCUUUAACAGCCUUUUUUUUUUUUUUUGAGACAGAGUUUCACUCUUGUUAUCCAGGUUGGAGUGCAAUGGUGCGAUAUUUCGGCUCACUGCAACCACUGCCUCCCAGGUUCAAGCGAUUCUCCUGCCUCAGCCUGCCAAGUAGCUGGAUUAUAGGCACCUGCCAUCACGCCCAGCUAAUUUUUGUAUUUUUGGUAGAGACGGGAUUUCCCCAUGUUGACCAGGCUGGUCUCGAACUCCUGACCUCAAGUGAUCCACCCGUCUUGGCCUCCCAAAGUGCUGGCAUUACAGGUGUGAGCUACCGCAACUGGCUUAAACAGCUUUUAAUUGCUUGAUUUAUACUUUAUUAUAAAGACAGGAAGCACAAUGAGCAGUGAUAUUAAAAUAUAACAAAUAUGGCAUGUGAAAGUGAUCAUUAUUCAGAUGAUCUUCACCAGCACUGCAUUUGCAUAUAUCUGACCAAACUUUAUGUGACAUAGGCAGGUCUCUGGCACUUCAAAAAUGAAUGUUAAAUAGAAAAUAAUAAAUAAUAGCUGAUUAGGGUAAUCAUUUAUUUAAUCGGAAUAAAGAUUAUAUCCAUAAAAUUUACUUGCAGAGAAGUACUUUCUUUUUGUUUUAAAGACAGGGUCUCACUCUGUCACCCAAGCUGUGGUGCAGUGGCACAAUCACAGCUCACUGCAGCCUGGACCUCCUGGCCUCAAGGGGAUGAUCCUCCUACUUCAGGGAUUACACCGCCAUGCCCAGCUAGUUGAGAAGUACUUUCAAAUAACAACAUGAAGCUUUUCCUUUAUCUUUUGAAAAUAAAACAUAGUUGUAAACAUAAACCAGUAUGUCUUUGUAAAGCCAAUAAUAUAUCAUUUUAUAGGAGCAUUGUCCUCUUGUGUUUUUCAAGUUGACUAGUUCAAUGUCAGUCUCCAUUUUAAUAUCUUGUUUAUCAGUCUGAGCACAUUUCAUUUUAAAAUGUAUUUGUUGAGAAGUCAUGGUGGUUUUUUGUUUUUCACAAGUCAAGUAGCUUGAACACUAUCACUUGUCCAAUGGGAAAGUUGAUGCUUAUCUUUAUGGCAAAUGCUUGGUUGAAUAAUAUAUUUGCAAAGAUGUUAAUUCUAGAGAGAGCUAAAUAAAGUUAAGGUAUCUGUAAAACAGUUUCUCCAGAUGACUUAAAAAUAAGCCUUAUUUUUGUAAAUUUAUGUUAAAUUUUAGGUGUUAAGUUGUGAAAUACCUAAUGAUGUGGGCCUAAAUUUGCCUCAUUCAGACUGAGAUGGGGCUGUUAAAAUUGAUUUCUAGCUAAUAAACUGUGCUAUAACUUUUA
Messenger RNA from Symphalangus syndactylus (siamang), 13565 nucleotides. RefSeq names its product torsin-1A-interacting protein 2. Gene Ontology annotation, cellular component: endoplasmic reticulum; membrane. Gene Ontology annotation, molecular function: ATPase activator activity. The record is from RefSeq and is a predicted model, not a curated record. Gene Ontology annotation, biological process: membrane organization; endoplasmic reticulum organization. Lineage: Eukaryota; Metazoa; Chordata; Mammalia; Primates; Hylobatidae.